CGCGCAGUUGCUGAGGGGUAUACUGUACAGAACUUUCGGCGCUCGCUCUGGGCGCGCUCCUGCCCCGCCCGCAAGCAAAUUUUGCCCCUCAAUCUUCACCGCCCAAUCCCACCUCGACAAUCUGCCAUCCCCCUCCUCCUCUCCGCCCCCCCUCGCCGUGAAAGUACUUGAACCCUUCCGUCUUCCUCUCCUCAAACACCUCAAUUGUCUCGCCCUCAUCCAAACUCCCAUCCACCGCCCUCUCCCCCGUCACAACACAGCCACCAUGUCUGCCCCCGCCCAGAAAUUCAAGGUCGCCGACCUGUCCCUCGCCGCCUUUGGCCGCAAGGAGAUUGAGCUGGCCGAGAAUGAGAUGCCCGGUCUCAUGUCCACACGCGAGAAGUAUGCCGCCGACCAGCCCCUCAAGGGUGCCCGCAUUGCCGGCUGCCUGCACAUGACCAUCCAGACGGCCGUCCUCAUCGAGACCCUGACUGCUCUCGGCGCCGAGGUCACCUGGACGAGCUGCAACAUCUUCUCCACCCAGGACCACGCCGCUGCCGCCAUUGCUGCCGCUGGUGUCCCUGUCUUCGCCUGGAAGGGCGAGACCGAGGAGGAGUACAACUGGUGCCUCGAGCAGCAGCUCCUUGCCUUCAAGGAUGGCAACAAGCUGAACCUGAUCCUCGACGACGGCGGUGACCUGACCCAGCUCGUCCACUCCAAGUACCCCGAGAUGCUCAAGGGCUGCUACGGUGUCUCGGAGGAGACCACCACUGGCGUUCACCACCUGUACCGCAUGCUCAAGGACAACAAGCUCCUCGUCCCCGCCAUCAACGUCAACGACUCCGUCACCAAGUCCAAGUUUGACAACCUGUACGGCUGCCGCGAGUCCCUUGUUGACGGUAUCAAGCGUGCUACCGACGUCAUGAUUGCUGGCAAGGUCGCUGUCGUCGCCGGCUUCGGUGACGUCGGCAAGGGCUGCGCCAUGGCUCUGCACGGCAUGGGCGCCCGCGUCCUGGUCACCGAGAUUGACCCCAUCAACGCUCUCCAGGCCGCCAUGGCCGGCUACCAGGUCACCACCAUGGAGAAGGCUGCCAGCAUCGGCCAGAUCUUCGUCACCACCACUGGCUGCCGUGACAUCCUGACUGGCGUUCACUUCGAGGCCAUGCCCAACGACGCUAUCGUUUGCAACAUUGGUCACUUCGACAUUGAGAUCGAUGUUGCCUGGCUCAAGAAGAACGCCAAGUCGGUCCAGAACAUCAAGCCUCAGGUCGACCGCUUCCUGAUGCCCUCUGGCCGCCACAUCAUCCUCCUCGCCGAAGGCCGCCUCGUCAACCUGGGCUGCGCCACCGGCCACUCCUCCUUCGUCAUGUCCUGCUCUUUCACCAACCAGGUGCUUGCCCAGAUCAUGCUGUACAAGGCCAACGAUGAGGCUUUCGGCAAGAAGUACGUCGAGUUUGCCAAGACGGAGAAGCUCGAGGUCGGCGUCUACGUCCUGCCCAAGAUCCUGGACGAGGAGGUUGCCCGUCUCCACCUGAACCACGUUCAGGCCGAGCUCAGCAGCCUGUCCAAGGUCCAGGCCGAGUACCUCGGCCUCACCGUUGAGGGCCCCUUCAAGAGCGACAUCUACCGCUACUAAAUUUCCUCUCUGUACUACAUACCCAAGAGUCCUUCAACUGGACUCGUACGUGUAACGACUUUCUGCCGGUGUCCCGGACCCGGUAAUGGGCAAACUUGUGGAUUCAACAGCAUGAAAAUUGCAUGGCAUCGGGGCUGGGAGACUAAAAGACAUGUGCCGUUCUGAUUUCUUGUUUUUGCUUUUGUUUGCGUUAAAUGAAUGGGCAUCUCGCUGGGUGGACGAAGGCGGAACACAUCUGCUUUUUCAACAAAACGGCGUUGGCUUUGACAAGACAUGAUUCCCCCACUGGCGAGAUACAAAAGACACAUGAUGGAUGGGCAAGAUGAGGCGGAGCUUGAUGGAAUCGCACCGCGACGGCCCGUCAACCGCGGCCAUGGAUAGAUGGAUGACUAGGUCUACCUGAAUAGACACUUCUCGCUUGAGACUAUCUGCGCCAAUACUGGUUUGAGAUGCGUAUGUCGAUGGAACCUUAUAAAUUGGCCUGUCCACUCUCUUCGCACUGCAUGGCCUUUUGCUCCGGGACGAUGCUCUUGAGCUUUCCUUUGGUGACGGCCAUGCGUACGUUGUCAAUGGCCC
This is a messenger RNA of Purpureocillium takamizusanense, 2191 nucleotides long. RefSeq names its product Adenosylhomocysteinase (gene SAH1). The coding region runs from base 266 to 1615 and encodes 449 amino acids. NCBI's taxonomy places the organism in Eukaryota, Fungi, Ascomycota, Sordariomycetes, Hypocreales, Ophiocordycipitaceae. Gene Ontology annotation, molecular function: adenosylhomocysteinase activity. The record is from RefSeq and is a predicted model, not a curated record. Gene Ontology annotation, biological process: L-methionine cycle. Gene Ontology annotation, cellular component: cytosol. The transcript has 2 exons.